This is a messenger RNA of Haliotis rubra (blacklip abalone), 7292 nucleotides long. RefSeq names its product tectonin beta-propeller repeat-containing protein 2-like. The record is from RefSeq and is a predicted model, not a curated record. Gene Ontology annotation, molecular function: protein binding. The transcript is spliced from 18 exons. The coding region runs from base 184 to 5154 and encodes 1656 amino acids. Lineage: Eukaryota; Metazoa; Mollusca; Gastropoda; Lepetellida; Haliotidae.
AAAACGUCAUGGCGAAGUCUGUCACAUGAGCUGUUGUCGCUGGUAAAGUGGUUUCGAUAUAUUUCUGUAAUCUCUUGGGAAAAUGUCAGUCAAAGCCUUCUACACAGAGUAACUAAGUACAUGCUAUGUGAUUCAUAGGAGCAGUUUCAGGACUUCUGAAACAACUUAAUCAAAGAGCACAUCAUGUCUGAUGAUCGUAACAUGGAGGAAGUUCCUGGGAAAGAGAAAGAUGCUCUGGAGGGAACAAGUGGAGAAAACAUGAGAGAAAAGGAUGAUGACUUUGAAUCAAGAGCAGCUGUUGCAGAAGCAACUGAUUCAAACAAGUCAGACAAAGAUAAACCUGACUUUGCUUAUGAUAUGAAAGAAGAGGAUUCAUCCUUCACUGAGGAUGAAGACAAGAAAGGAAUGACUCAAGGUGAAGGUCAUGGGCAAGAUGUUGCUACAACCAAACCUGUUGUUCCAUCUUCAGAGGUAUUGGAACAGUUUGAACGUGGUGUCAGUGCUCCUCCAGGACCGAGUUCAGGGAAGAGUAAAGUUUCUGGAACCGAGGAGAAAGCCGAUGAUGGUAGUGCUCCUCCAGGAACGAGUUCAGGAAAGAGUGAAGUUUCUGGAACUGAGGAGAAAGCCGAUGAUGGUAGUGCUCCUCCAGGAACGAGUUCAGGAAAGAGUGAAGUUUCUGGAACUGAGGAGAAAGCCGAUGAUGGUAGUGCUCCUCCAGGAAAGAGUAAAGUUUCUGGAACUGAGGAGAAAGCCGAUGAUGGUAGUGCUCCUCCAGAAAUAAGUUCAGGAAAGAGUGAAGUUUCUGGAACUGAGGAGAAAGCCGAUGAUGGUAGUGCUCCUCCAGAAAUAAGUUCAGGAAAGAGUGAAGUUUCUGGAACUGAGGAGAAAGCCGAUGAUAUGCCUAUUCCAAGGGAGUUUGAACCACUGUGGGGAAUUCUCUCUCAGAUUCCGAAGAAGGCUCAGCGAGGUCUCCUGAUGCAGUGUGACCUCAUUUUGACCUGUGUGUCAGUGGAUGAAUCAUACAUUGCGUUGGGGACGAACAUUGGCCUGAUAUUUCUCUAUGAUAGAAAAAAACACUCUAUGGAAAGACUGAAGACUGAUACUCCCAGCGAUGUUGUCACCUGCAUCCAGCUGCAUCGUGGAAUAGACUACCAGCUGGCCGUUGGCAUGGCAUCAGGUGCUGUGUGUAUGUUCAUGCUGCCGUCAAUGAUGACAGGCCUCAACAAGCAGCUUCAGAAGUUCCAUGUGAAAGACAUGCACCGUUCCUACCUGACAUGUGUGGAGUGGAGCACUAACGGCAUGAAGCUGUUCUCUGGGGACAAGAGUGGUACAGUCGUCACCACUGAAGUGGAUUUCUAUCAGGGUCAGUGUAAGUCCACCAUCCUCCUGAUCGAGACACACACAGAAAUCAUCCAGCUCCACUACGACCACAAGGUCCUACUUGUGUCCACCAAACAACGGUCACUUAUCUGUCGCCUUGACGACAGGGAUCGCCUUAUUCAAGUUGGACAACAGGACAGAAAACUCUUGGGGGGAUUUGGUGCGUGUUUCAUUCCUGGGCUGUGUAAAGUCAGUGAUGCACAGUUGUAUGCUUCAAGGCCAGGAUGUCGGUUGUGGAAAGCAGACGUAAACGGAACUGUCAAAAACACAUUCUUGUUUAAGGAUCUUGUUGGCAGUUCUAAUCCAGACAUUCCUCUUUUUAAAAUGGAGAAGAGCAUGGGUUCACAGGAACCCCAGUUCGGUAAACUCUACAUCUAUCGUUCCAAUCAGCUCUUGACUUGGACUCCUCUUGGAAUGUUUAUCCUUGACCCUGAAUCAAACGCGAUUAUUGCCGGGACUGAUCGGCUGGGCUACAUUGCCGAUGUCUCUGUGUGUAAUGAUGAGAUUUUUGUGCUCAGACGGAAUGUGGAAUGCAGUCUCAUCAGGAUCGCAGAGAAAGCUGAAGUUCCAAUGGUUAAAAAUAUAUUGUCCUCCAUUCCGUCUCAAACGUCUGCUCAUUCCCCUUCUGCGUCUGCUUCAGCUGUCUCACGUGACAGUCAUGUGACUUCUGCCAACACUUCUAGUGGAAAAGCAGAGAAAGAAAGCAAACAUGUCUCUCCUGGAAGAUUUAUAAAGAAAAAUAUUUUGGGAAAAUUUAAGUUCUUGGAUCGUCCAUCCAGGGAAUCUGAUCUUCAGCAAGAAGUGUCUGUGAAACAGAUGAUUGAUGAUGAUGAUACGUGCAAAGAUGGACACAACUGUAGUGGCAAAGAAGCAAUAAUUACCUCCCCUGAUCUCCCACCAGUUGUGAAAAUUAACUCCCCUGAAUUAACGGCAUUGCAGGUUUAUGCAGGAAUCACAGGGUCACCGAUGUCACCUGAAGCAAGCCAUGACCUUUGUCAGAUUUCUACAUUCGAUGCACAAUCAGGGGAGUUAAUUUUGAAUGAUCCAGUACCACAAGGAAGAACCACUAGUGGUGAGCCACAAGGCUCUGAGAAUUGGAGGGAGGGAGAGGAUCACUUGUCCCUCAUCUCAGAGAGAAUCCAGGUUGGCAAGAAGGUAGACACUGGAGACAUUGUGUUUGCACCAAAAGCAAAGAAACAUAAAAAGAAGAAGCACAAAACAGAUAAGUCAGCAGUCAAGGAGGAGGAUGCGAUUAGCCAGAACUCUGACACAAGUCAAACCCUUGUUGAUGAAACGGCAGACACAAUCGAUGCAGUAGAGGAGACAACUCCAAGCCCUGUGGACACACUGGAGAUAGCAAAUGAAAUUUUGAAGAGGACAGCAGAGAUGUUGAAGAGUAAAUCAACUGAGGAAAAUGAUGAGGAAAAUGUCGAGGAACAGGGAUUUCAGGAUGGUAUGGACUCUCUAUCUUCCAUAGCCUCGGAGAAGACGAUGUCCCUCAACAAGACCCCAGAAACUGCAACACCAUCAAGUGAAGGGUCUGAGUUCAACCCUGCCAAUGUGCCCUAUACUUACAAUGUAGAUGAGAAAAGUCUGCCUGAUGUCAACAACACCGACUACAAGAUUCACCGUCUGGGGAAAAUGGCCCGUGAGCUGUCAUCUGGUUAUGGUACUGAUCCUGCUCCAAGUGUAUCCGAUGUCAGUGGAAGAGAUCAGUCUCUCAGCUCAGGUGUUUUGUCUCCUGUGUCACCUUCCUCCGACCCCCUGAGAAGCAAAAGCAAUCUCUACAUGACCUCUGACACCUCAACGGAAGACUUCUACAAGAAAUACAUGUCUCAAUCAUCUAUUGACUCCAACAUCACCAGCCCAAGUGGUGUGAAACAGUCCUCCCCGGAACCAGAAUCAGACCAGGCCUCUCCUGAAGAUGUUCCACCUCCUGCCUCAGUAGCAGCUUUGGGAGCAGAUGAUAAGGUGGCAGCCGGAACUCUUCUCAAACUGGCCAACAGUUGGUCAGAAAUCAUCACACCAACCAAUGUGUACAGCUUGGUGGUGUCUGAGACGCACAUCUGGUUUACUGACAAGAGCGAGAACAUCUACUACAGCUCUCUGAGUGGGGUCAAGGGGGUUGUGUGGCGGAAGGCAAGCGGUCAGGCCAAGCAGAUUGCAGUGUCCAGCAGUGGCUCCAUCGUGUGGCGACUGCAGAAGUCCACAGUGUAUGCCGGAACCAAGCUGAGUUCUCGACGUCCCGAGGGGCUGAAAUGGGUGGACGCUGUGAAGGAUGUCAGCUACAUCAGUGUGGACGACAACUGUGCUUGGUAUAUCAAGACCAAUGGUGAUGUGAUGAUGCAGAAAGGUUUGUCUGCGGAGCGGCCGUGUUUCAAGUCCCUGAAAGUUGACGGCAAUGAACGUCUGAAGUUGAUCAUGUGUCGUGGUCAUGUGGUGUGGGGUAUUACUGAGAACCACAAGGUCGUGUACAGGUCAGGGGUCACUGAAGCUUGUCAGGAGGGAACAGAAUGGAAGAAAUGGAGUGCUGCAGACGACAUACUGUUUUCACACAUCACUCUUGGAGACGAAGGAACUGGAUGGGGUGUGGAUGUUGUCGGCCGCAUCUGGUUCUGUUGCAAUAUUACCAUGGCAGCACCUUGUGGAGAUGGGCACUGGUGGCAGGUGCCCAUGAGCGAGUAUUUUGUCCAGGAUGCCACAGCACUUGAUACCCUGAAAUCCCUGGCCAGCAAGUUUGACCCCCAGAAAUUAUCUUACUUACUGAGCACCAGUCGAGGAGGGCUGAUUACUGCUGGGCCCCAGGGAGUGUGGGUGUGCCUUGAGUACAAGAACAUCCUCCAUGUCUGCAGAGGCAGCUUCCAGGGCUACAGAUGGGAAGAUGCCCACCCACUUGGCAUGGUUGCCAGUGCCACAUGGAAGACUGUGUCUGCAAAUGUGGCGGAUCUAGACUGGGGCCUGGUAUGGGCCCAGCAGCCAAACCAGGAGCUGUAUGUGUUCCCUGCCAACACCAGGAAAGCCACACUCAUUUCUCCGUCACCAAUGUUCAAGUCCAUGCAUGCCGGACCUAUUGCUGUGUGGGGACUGGACAACGAUGGCAAUGUGUGGGUGAGGGCUGGGAUGGGCCCCUACUGUCCCCAGGGGGCCACGUGGGCAGAGCUGGACCUGUCACAGCUAGGUGACUCCCAGCUGAUACACGUCAGCUGCAACAGUCAGUACGUGUGGACCGUGGACUGCAAUGGUUGGGUGUACCAGCGUAUCGGCGCCAAGGCUCCAACAGACCAGCAGCUGAGUCCUGCCUGGCUCCCCAUCGACUCCUUCUCCGAGAUCACCUUCACCCAGGUCGUCACGGGGCCGCUGGAGUGGAUGGUAUGGGCAAUUGACAACCGUCGUCUUGGUUAUGUGAGACAGGGAAUUACAGAUCGGAUGCCAAUUGGCCGAGAGUGGGUACAUGUUCCAGGUACCCAGAUUACUGAGCUGACCGUGACAAAGACGGGGGUUUGGGCCCUCAACCCCCACGGAGAGGUCCUCUACCGCUACGGCAUCUCCCGGGACAACCCGUGUGGCAACUACUGGAAGAAAGUCCCUGGGGUCUUCGCACAUCUGUCAGCAUCUCCAACAGAUGACCUAUGGGCAAUCAGUCGGGAGGGGCACCUGCUCCAGUGUCGCACCAAGUACUUCCAGCGUCGGCAGAUAUCUAACGACCCCCUGCUACACCGAACAUUGUCUGGGGGUAGUGAGGGGGAGGGGGAAGGGGAAUGGGAGCUGGUGUAAACCACCCCCUUACACCUUUGCACCUAUACACAGACCAGGGAUAAAGGGUUACCCUCAGAUUUACUGUUACUGUCUCAUGUCAAGUCUUUGUUUAGCUGACGGUGGUGGGUGGUACAGUGGCUAAUGUGUUCGUGUUUCCACAAGAUCCGUGUUUGAUUCUUUACCUGGGAGGUCCCAAGUUGGUAUGGCUGUAGAACCCUGACUGGAUUUCAUAAAAGCCAAAGAGGCAACCAACGGGAACGUUAACAUAAUGUCUGGCUCGCUGGUUUGGGUGAUGCAUGUCAUCGUGUCCCAGUUGAGUAGAUCGAGUCAUCCUGAUGUCAGUCACCAGAUUGUCUGGCCAUGGCUAGGUUAUUUACAGACUCCACUCAUAUAGCGAAACUUUAAACUGACCUGACUCUAUUCUAUGUUAAAUGGGACCCAGGCUCAGAGCCUGAUAAGAAGAUGACUACAGUGGUAAAGAAUUCCAGUACAUUGACUUUGUCUCACCGUAAACUGUUGGUGAAGGAUUGGUCGGAGAACGAUGAGAUUAAUUGAUCAUCACUUAACUAACUGAGACAAGCAGUUGUUACAAUACACAGCCGGUGAUUCAUGUGAUACCAAGUUCCUCAUUAUGUAUUGAAUGUUUUUAGUUGAAUCUAUGUAUUUCAAUCUUUAGAUGUUGAGGCUUUAUGUAUUGAAUAUUAGACGUAGAUUCUUUAUAAUCCAGCAAGCACGCCAUGGCAAUAGACAUCCACAUGUCAGUGUCCCUGGGAAGAGAAGAUGCCUUCUGACAAUACUCAUUAUAUGCCUUUACAAAGUUGAUGUCUAUCCAAGUUGUUGAGUAAAGCUUUCAGUGUAUUGGACAUGCUAACUACAAAGGCUUUUUCAUCUUUUCUAGAUCACAAUAUUUCUACAAUUUGUAAAUAAUUAUGUAUGAGUAUAUAUGUGAGCAUUUGCAAAUCCUGUCUCAAGAAUAUAAAGAAAUGGCACUUUUCUUUGGCCAUCUUCUUGACAUGGACUAGUCGUCCAUGGAUUUUGAAAACAAUUCUACAUAAUUUCUGUAUGGAAUCAAACUUUCAUUGAUACUUGAUAUUUCAAUUGGUCAAAGGACAGUAGGAUAGUGGUGAAUGUGUUUGCUUUUCCCAGGAGACCCAGGUUCAAUUUCCCACAUAAGGUGUGUAAAUAAAUAUGUGAAACCCAUUUCUGGUGCUGCCCAUCAUGACAAUGUUGGAACAUUGCAAAAAAGUGGCAUAAGACAUACUCACUGAUUUCAGUUAGUCAAAUAGCUCAUGAUGACUCCUCGGAGACUAACAGAACAUAUUAGUGGUUAGUAUUGAACAAUGGCGUUUACUGUACAUCCAUACUUAUGGAUGAAUAGUUAUAUAAAAAAACUUGUCCAGAUACAUUAUCUAUAUAUUAUAUACCCAGCCAGGAUUAUCAUAUGACAGUGUGGACCAUUAUUUAUAGGUAAUGUUGAUUCCAAGCCUCUCAAGGUACAUGGGGUGGAAUUCUUCAAUAACAUAUAUACUGAAUAGGAUAGAAUUUGAAGCUACUGGGAUAAAACCUUUCCACUUGCCAUGUGAUCUUUAUCAAGCUCUUCUGUAAUUGCUCAUCUUCACAUUUGACACUCCACGGGUAAGAGCAUACUUAGAGGGCAUUUAUAGGUGGUUGUAUGUUUUGAGAGCAUUAUAAGGAGCAGUUCUGUGCAUACACAUGUGUAUGUUUAAUGAGCUGUAGUUAUUUCAAGCACUUGGAGUUGUUAUGUAUAUUUGUUUUUGUAUAUCUGAUUUAUGUUAUAAUGUUAUGUGGUGGAAGGUAAUAUAUUGCUGAGAUGUUUGUUGAUAGAAAAUUGAGUUAUCAGGUUAAAUUUGGAUAAAGCAGUGCAAUAGUCUCACGAUUCAUUUCGAUUUACAAAUGAUUUGUUUAUAUACUUGAGUUUUCCUUCUGCAUAGUAGUUUGUUUAAAAGGCCAGUUGACAUGCUGGCUGCCAUGUACAUGUGAUCUUGUUAUCUUUACAUUAUUUCUCUGUAGAUUAUAUAUAGACCUUGCUAAAAUAUAUGGACUGUUGAAGAUAGGUUUUAAUUCUUCGCGAUACCCUUUGACAUAAGACAAUGUAACUAUCUAAAGACUGAAGUGGCCUUAUUCAUUGUAAUUGA